Mercenaria mercenaria is the source of this 11045-nucleotide messenger RNA. RefSeq names its product tetratricopeptide repeat protein 28-like. The record is from RefSeq and is a predicted model, not a curated record. Gene Ontology annotation, molecular function: protein binding. The transcript is spliced from 15 exons. Lineage: Eukaryota; Metazoa; Mollusca; Bivalvia; Venerida; Veneridae. Bases 1006 to 10119 code for a protein of 3037 amino acids.
AGUGAGCUAGUCAUUCGGCAGUCGAGCUGUCUUGUAUACACAUGUUUUGUCGAGUAGCUUUAGCGGGAUGCAUCAGUUUGUUUCGGUAAUUAUCGAGGGCUUUCACGAUGGAUGGAUUUAAAUCUAAUUUAAGUAGCGAAAGAAAUAUUAGGUGUCAAUAUAAUUGAUGGAAAAUCUUUAAGUUUGUCAUUUUUUCCUGGCUGGAAAAUGCAGUGCUUCUGGAAAAGCUUGCAAAAACAGAUUCAAAAGAUAAGGAUUUUUCAGUUUGUCUCCAGUGGGAUUUAAGUCAAGGAGUCUAAGUUAUUCAGUGAAUGAUUUAUGAAUGGAGAGAACAGCCUGUAGAUAAGUUGAAACAAUAGUAAAUUUUUCUUGGAUGUUUAUGAUGUGUCCCAGAAGGGUAGGCAUUGCUAUGAUUGAAUAGAAAAACUGAACCAAGAGGAUGCCUGGAAUAUCUAUUCUGAUUGGAGUUUGUUUACCAAGGGAAUUAACUAAUGAGUAUAUUAGAAGCUAGUUGAUUGCCUCUACUCACAAAUCUUCAAUACUUUUCUUCGAAUACUUCCACUUUGGGUUCUUUUACUGAAAAUGUUAUAUAUGGAGGUUAUUUUGAUAUAAAAGUCAGUGAUAUCUUGUAGUUAAUCUAAAAUUGGUGUAUUUAUAGUUGGAUUAAAAUGAUUUAAAAGAUCAUUUAGUGGAAUUAAUUCUGAGAAGGAAAUUGCCUCAGUUGCAUUGCACCAAAUUAAAACGUAAUGAAAGUGAGUUAUUUGAAAAAAUGAAAUUUAUUUUUAUAGGUGGUAUUAAUUAUUGUAUGCUAAAAUGCAGAAAUGAGGACCAUUAAUGGAAGAGACUUUUUCCUCAUGUGAUAUUUAUUGUGACAUUUCGUGAAAAGGUUGAGAAAGGAGAAAAGAGGAUAGAAAAUAUAGAUGGACAUAAAUAAUUGGAUGAACCCCUAAUUAGGGGUUGAAGGAUCAUAGAGUAAAGGAUUAGUUCGAGGUUAACUCAAGUAACAUGAUGAAAUGGUCAUAUAAACAGAAAGAAUGCUGUUGGAAUGGGAAAAAGGCAUACAUUCGAGAAGGAACGGCUCUACAGCAGUUGGGCCAGCAUGCAGAUGCAUUGGCUGCGUUUGCAGCAGGACUUGCACAAGACAACAACAAUACUGGUCUUCUUACAGGGCUUAUAGAUGCAGCCAUAAAAUGUCCGCUCAAAGAAAAACUGGAACCAAUCUUCCAACAGCUACAACAGCUGAAACUGGACAAGAGCCCAUUUGUUAUCAUCUCUGUGAUUGGCCAGGAGCUUCUACAAGCCGGCCACUAUCAUGCCUCGACACAAAUGUUGGAGGCAGCCUUGAAAAUAGGCACCUGCAGCCUGAAGUUAAGGGGAUCAGUGUUCUCUGCACUCAGCAGUGGGUACUGGGGCCUCGGAAAUAUAGACAAAGCAAUUACAUACAUGCAGAAAGAUUUACAAGUUGCAAAGAAUCUUGGAGAUGCAGAGGGAGAAUGUCGUGCCUAUGGCAACCUGGGUUCAGCCUACUUCUCCAAAGGUCAUUACAAAGAGGCUCUAUCACAUGACCGGUUUCAGCUGGUUUUGGCAAUGAGGCUGAAAGAUCGUCAGACUGCAACAGUUGCUCUGGGACGGCUUGGUCAUGUGUACACAGCGAUUGGGGAUUACCCAAAUGCAUUACAAAGUCAUAAACAAUGUGUUUUAUUGUUAAAACAAAGCAAUGAAAAACUGUCGGAAGCACGAGAAAUCGGUAAUGUAGGUGCCGUGUAUUUAGCGAUGGGAAAUUUUGAAAGUGCUGUAGAGUGUCAUUUAGAACAUCUAAAAAUAGCAAAGAGUUUAAAAAACAGUGUGGAGGAGGCAAGAGCAUAUAGUAACCUCGGAAGUGCCUACCAUUAUAAGAGAAACUACGAAAAAGCAAUAGUGUAUCAUAAACAGGUGUUAAAAGUAGCUGAGCAAAAGAGUGAUAAAUCAUUAGAAGCUCGUGCAUAUGCGGGUUUGGGGCAUGCUGCUCGAUGCAUGCAAGAUUACAAUAUGUCCAAAACAUACCAUGAAAAACAAUUAGAUAAUGCCCUGCAGACAAGAGACAGAGUGGCCGAGGGUCGAGCGUGUUCAAAUCUUGGGAUUAUAUAUCAUCAGCUGGCUGAAUAUGAUGCUGCAUUGAAGUUACAUAAAGUUCAUCUUUCAAUCGCAAAAGAAUUAAGUGAUCGAGCGAGUCAAGGUAGAGCAUUGGGCAAUAUAGGAAAUGCUUAUUGUGCAUUGAAUCAGUUUGAACAAGCAAUAAAAUAUAAUAAACAGGAAUUAGCAAUAUCUACGGAAGUGAAUGAUCGCCAUUCUGAGGGUUCAACGCAUGGAAAUCUAGCGGUAGCGUAUCAAACAUUAAAAAUGUAUGACAGUGCACAUCAGCAUUAUGUAGCUCAUUUAAAUAUUUCGCGGGAACUCAAAGACUCACAGAGUGAAGCAAGGGCAGUGUGCAAUCUGGGUAAUUUUCACAGUUCACGUGGAGAAUAUACAAACUCUAUACCUUACUAUGAGCAGUAUCUAAUGCUAUCUCAGGAAUUACAUGACUCGGAAGGUGAGGCUAAGGCCUGCUUCUGUCUCGGAUAUGCGCAUUUCGCACUUGGAAACUUUUUAGAAUCGGUCCGAUAUUACAAACAAGAUCUUUCUAUAGCUCAAGAAUUAAAAAAUCAGCUUGGCAUUGCCCGUGCUUACUGUAACUUAGGUCUUGCCCACAAAGCUUUGAACAGUUUUACUGAGGCUUUAGACUGCCAAAAGAAAUGUUUGAAUUUAAUGACAUCUUUGAAAAAUGUGAAAGGACAUUUUCGAUCACUUGGAAAUAUUGGUGAUAUAUUGUUAAAAACUGGAGAUACUAGUGAAGCAAUUAAAUUUUAUAAUCAGCAGUUAACGUUAGCCAAACAGUGCAACAGUCAAGAUAUGCUGGCGUCUGCUAAUGGUGCGCUGGGUUCGGCACACAGGGUGCUGGCCCAGUAUGAUAAAGCUCUUGCCUUUCACACACAGGAAUUAAGUAUAAGGCAGGAUAUGAAUGACCUUAAAGGCGAGUGCCGAGCACAUGGACACUUGGGUAGUGUUCAUAUGUGCUUAGGAAAAUACAUGAAUGCAUUUAAGUGUUACGAAGAACAGCUUGAAAAAAGCCGGGAACUGCAGGACAGUGCUAUGGAAGCAAACGCAUGUGGAAAUCUUGCAAUUACUAAAAUGAAUAUGGGUAACUUUGAAGAAGCAAUAGGUUUAUUUGAACAACAGUUAGCGAUGUUAGAACAAGUUCAUGGGAACAAUGCAACUUUCGACAAAGGACGUGCUUUCGGAAACCUUGGAGAUUGUUACGAAGCCCUUGGUGAUUUCGAUGAAUCGAUAAAAUGUCAUGAACAAUAUCUUGCUAUUGCACAAAAUGCUGGUCAUUUGUCUGAUCAAGAUAAGGCUUACAGAGGUUUAGGAAAUGCACAUCGGUCUGUUGGAAAUCUUCAGCAGGCUCUUGUGUGUUUCGAAAAGAGACUGGUAGUUGCACACGAGUUAAACAGCCAUGCUGCUAAGGCUUCAGCCUAUGGGGAGUUAGGAUGCUUGCACAGCCUUCUGGGUAAUUUCGAGCAAGCGAUUUCCUGUCUGCAGCAUCAGUUGACUAUAGCGCAAGAAAUGCAGGAUAGUUUAUGUGAAGGGGAUGCAGCAUGUGGAUUGGGCGGCGUUUAUCAACAGAUGGGAGAAUAUGACAAAGCCCUGGAAUACCAUGAGAUGGAUCUUAAAAUAGCUGAGAAUACAAACAAUACAGCCUGUCAAUGUCGAGCAUAUGGUAAUCUUGGACUAUCCCACGAGUCUCUGGGAGAGUAUACAAAGGCCAUUAAAUACCAGGAACAGCAUCUCAGUAUUGCGGCACAGAUGAAUGACAGAGUUGCAAAAACUCUUGCCUAUAGUAGCCUAGGUCGAGUGCAUCAUGCAUUAAAUAAUCAUAAGAAGGCAGUGGAAUAUCUACGUCAAGGUUUGCAGAUCGCCGAACAGCUUGGCCGCAUGGAGGAUGAAGCUAAGAUACGUCAUCGCCUCGGUCUCGCACUCUGGGGUAACAACGACCAUGAGGAGUGCCAGCAGCAGCUAUAUAAGGCAUCAGAACUUUUUGAAAGCAUCAGGCGUGAUGCCCAGUUCAACAGUGAAUAUAAACUGUCCCUGUUUGAUUUACAGACUGCUUGCUAUCAGGCAUUACAGAGAGUUCUUGUCACACUGGACCGACAUCCCGAAGCCUUGGUUGUUGCCGAGCGAGCAUGCACACGGGCAUUCAUAGAUCUGUUGAUGGAACGGCAAGCAGGAAGUGAAGGUUUCUAUGGUAACCAUGUCACAGAUCCUCCACCAAUCACGACAGAUCAGAUACUGAAUAUUGUACAGAAACAGAAGAGCAUGGUUUUAUAUUUCUCGGUGGCAUCAGGAUUUCUUUAUAGCUGGCUUCUGACACCAAGAGAUGGUAUUGUAAAGUUCCAUGUGACCAGUAUGACUGACAUUGAGAGCGAAGUGGAUGCAGGAGAUAAUAUCAGUAUGAAAUCUAGCGUUAGUUUCUCCGCUUGCUCCUUGCUUGACAAUAUGGUUGGCCAAGUACGAGAGUCGAUGGGUGUGGAAAGUCAUGCUCCCAGCGGACUGUCGAGAACAACACCACGAUCGGUCAGUGUGGAAAAUGAUAGUACAAGUGACAUUGAGGACCACUUUGAACAACAGUUAGAAGAACUUGGUGAUAAACUAAACGCUGAAAAUGAUCGAACAGGAUUUCUCAGAAUCGUGAACAGAAAUCACCUGUAUAAUAGUAGUAAUUACAGCCUUGGCAGUAUGUUCAGUUUAAAUGUAAGCCUGAAUGCUUCUUUUCCGGGAGCUACUAUCAGUCGGAAAAAUAGUGUUCGUAGUAAAUUUGGGAACAAAUCUGCAGUGUCAGCCCUCUAUCAGCUUCUGAUUGAACCUUUCGAAGAAUCUAUGAAGGAAAUUACUGAAGAUGCAGGAUCUAGUCCAUCAGAUCUAAUUCUUGUAUUGCAAGGGGAUUUAUUUUUGAUUCCAUUCUCAGUGCUAAGAAAAGAUCAAACGAUGGAAUAUUUGUAUGAACGUUUUAAUUUAAUAGUAGUGCCGUCGUUGACUUCAUUGCAGAAUACUAGCAAGCAUGAUAAACAUGGACGCCCUGUGAUAGAUUCUUCUGGUGCAGUUGUCGUUGGCAAUCCGAAGCUGACGCCUUCUAUUUGUCAGCAUUGGCAUUUACACGAUAUUCCUUCUUCAGAGUAUGAGGCAAGAAUUGUUGGUGAAAUAUUGACAGCAAGGCCUCUGAUUGGACAUGAAGCUACAAAAGGGGCGGUACUUAAUCAGAUUGAACAGGUGGAAGUGAUACAUUUUGCAACACAUAUUUCGUGGAAGCUUUCGUCUGUGAUAUUGUCGCCAGGUGAGGUACCGUCACACCCGCCGGCAAGAUUCCCAACGAUAGAUUCUGAUGACAGUGCUAGUGAUAUAAGUUCUUUCGAUGGACCAUCGUUAGCAGAAUACCUCUUAACAGCAGCUGAUAUACUCAAUCUCAAACUUCACGCCAAACUUGUCAUUCUUAGUUCCGGUUAUACCGAUGACAGAGCUGGGCGUAUAAACACAGACGGAGUUGUUGGUUUAACGCGUUCCCUUCUGUCAGCGGGCGCUCAGUCUGUUCUUUAUUGUUUAUGGCCAGUACCAGAUCAAGCAUCGAAACUUCUAAUGCGGACUUUAUAUAUUGGUUUGCAGGAGGGAAAAUGUGUCUCCCAAGCUUUAACUUUUGCAGUUAAAACUGUGCAGUCGACGAAACAGUUUUCACACCCAUCUAACUGGGGCGGCUGGGUUUUGAUUGGGCAGGAUGUGAAAUUGAGCAGCAAAGUAGCCCAGAUGGGUCAUGCCAUUUGUGAACUACUUCAGCAUCCAAACCAGUGCAGGGAGGCUAUGAGAGUUCUCCUUCAUCUGAUUGAGAAAUCUCUUCAAAGAAUCCACCAAGGUUCCAAGAAUUCAAUGUACACCACGGCUCAGUCUAUAGAGAACAAAGUGGGUGGCCUCAGCGGCUGGAAGGACCUACUGCAGGCAGUGGGUUUUAGGUUCGAGCCUUCACUGAACGGUCUCCCACCAGCAGUGUUCUUCCCUCAGAGUGAUCCUGGAGACAGAUUGACUCAAGCCAGUGCCAGUCUGCAAGCUUUGCUAGGUCUACCACCAGGAUCUUCACAAGCUCUGUCAAAAUUCCUGCAUAAUUACGAGGCUGGAGAGGCUAUCAUCCGUGUUAUGAGGGAUAUACUUAGCAAGAUGGCAGCGAAAGAUACAAACAUGGAUGUGAAGGUCAAUGUCAAACUAUGGAGAGUGGCAGGAUGUCAUGAGUUUUUGGCCUCAUUAAGUAUGGACCUUGUAGAGGUAGGAAACGAUGAGGUUACUUUACGGCUUGGUAAACAGGCCAACAAACGUCAGCUCCAGUUUGCACUGCAGUCUCUUGUUGCUGUCUUCGAUACACAGGAAGCUCCAUGUUCCCUGAACCUGGACAGUUCUAGCAGUUUGGAAAGUCUAUCAUCAUCUCACAGUGGGUCAACAUCCACUUCCAACUUCUCCAAGGGUAGCACACCACCAAUAUCACCCAGGGGGAAAAAGAAGUCCCUGUUCAAUCCUGCAGAAAUGGAGAAAAUGAGGAUUAGAAAUACUCGCAUGAGUCAGGGUGGUCUCACAGGUAGAAAGAUUGGACCUGGUAAAUCAACUCGUGCAGGGGCAACUGAUCCAGCAACGUAUCUGCAGUACCAAAACCAGAUAAAAUACAUGUAUCGAUCAGAAACACUCAGUCCUCCCUAUGGUAACGAGGUAUCUGUCGUUGCUCUGAGCGACAGUGACACCACAGCAAGUCCAACAUUGGGAAGCAGCUCUGCCAGCGAGAAAUUACGAGACUUGCAAAAUGCUGAGUCAUUCAAUUUAAGUUUUGAUGGGAAGAGUGAUAAGAGUAGUUUAAGCGGUAAAAGUGAUAAACUUCACAGCCCAGAUGUGAAAAGCAUGCAGUCAUCACUCAAUGGUGAUGAAGGUGAUGAUACGUCUGCAGAUAAUGAAACUGUGAUAAUACAUGAUGAAAGUGAUGGAUCGUUUAAAAGAAAUGGAGAAAACAGAAACUCAGAUAUAUCAGAUAACAGUAGUAUAAGUCAAGGUAUACAGGCAGAUAAAGAUUUAAGUAAACUAGGAUCUGAUAUGUCAGAUGUGAGUAUGAGUGAAGGACGACUGACACCAAAAAAUAGGCAGGAUUUGGAAAAUUACUUGCAAGUUACGGACGAAUCUGGAAUUGUGUCUGAAAACACAUCGUCAAAUCAUAGUGAAGCAUCGCAGCAAAGUGAGCAUACUAGUUACAGGUUUGAUCCAUCUGAAAUAGCACAGAAAAUAAUGUCUGAUGUUUCUGAACACAAAACAGCUCUAGACUCCAUGCAGAAAUUUAGUAUGAUGCAGGCUCAAGCAGAAGCCCAUAUUUUGCGAACUGAAUAUCAGAAACAAAAUCAACAAGUGAUUCUUGCAUCUUCGGGUGAAAAUAAUUCAACUGCCGUGCAUGAUAAUGUCUCAAAAGAACAAAACACAGUGCAAUCAAAAUUAGCAGCAUUUUCAGGAAACAACAUCAGUCAGUCAGCUUUCACUAGUCCCUCUCAUAAAAGCCGACUGCCUCCACCAGUUGCUUCGAAACCAACAUUCCAAUCAAACACGCCUGGAGUUCGUAACUCGUCAGCAAAUGUAUCAAACUUAUCUGCCAUUCCAAAAUCAUCAUCAGCAGAAGCUUUAGUUGAGCAGAUAUCAUUUUCUCCGUCUUCAUCUGUACAGAAACAGAGUAGUUCAUCUGUUCCAGUGACGCCAGUCUCAUCCAGUGUAUUUACAACGACUGCUAUUAUGGUAAGCAAGCAGGACAGUUUCUCGUCUAGUGCAAGUGCCGGCACUACGAUGUCAUUUAGUUCAUUUCGACCUGGUGGUAAACCCCCUUCAGCCGAAAAUGUUGCCAGCGUUUUGCAUCACCGCCCCGACAGCACCACCAGCACAAGUAGUUACUGUUCGACCCCAUCCUCCAUGCAGUCUGUUAUUUACCGACCAUAUGGAGACAAACGCAUACCUGAUUCACCCUGUGUAGUUUCCUACGAUUCUUCUAGUGAGCAGACGUCUGGGUCAGGGUCAGCAAGCACUAUCACACCCACUGUAAAUAUGACAGAAAAAGCUGACACUAUUCAAAAUGACGUGAUUUCUAGUUUGAAACGUGACUCAUCUCCAGCUUUAAGUUCCUGCUCAUCAACGUCUGGGAAGAGUGGCAAACAGAAGAAAAAAGUUAGCUUUUCUGAUUCAGAGCCAUCAGACACCCCUUCACCUUUAGAUUCAAGUGCUAGUUCAAACCAACUUUCUUACUUCGAUUUGAAAAAGUCUAGUUUUGGAAAUAUUCCCCCACGGACUGGAAAUAUGCAGCCACAAUUACAAAUGCAAAAAUCUCACCAAAACUCAUCAAAUAGUUCAUUAGACAGUGCAGGUAAAUUAGCUGCUGGCAAUUCUCAACGUCCUCCGCCACCUAGUUACCAAUAUGCAAUCAGAAACUCGCAACUUCUGCAGAAUAAAACUGCAAAGCCAGGAAUUUUACAACAGUCGCCGAGACAAAGUUAUUCGUCUAACUCAUCACUCAACAGUUCACUGGAUGAAGUCGGUCGUCUACCUCCUAGUCAGACGUCACCUGUUAGAACAUCAGGAAAUCAGCCAAGCUUUCAACAACAAAAUCAGUCAGAAUCAAAUAGCUCAUAUAUUUUGAAUCAGUCUUUACCUGCAGGGUCCUCAUUUACACAGAAUUUAAGUCAGUACCCAAAUCCAAACCAAAGCUACCCACCGCAGAACCUUUCAAAUAGAGUACCCAGAAACCAGGGUUUGUCACCAGUAAGAAACCCAGGCCUUUCUCCUGUGAGAAGUCCAGGUAUAUCUCCAGUGAGACAAAAUCCAGCUGCCCCGCAACACAUUUCACCAGAGCAGACGCCAGUCAUACCACCAAGGGGAAUAGCUCCUACAACUAGACCAAAUUACAUGAAAAUACCAGACGAAACGAUAUCACCUGGACAGCAGAUGCAAAGUUCAAGGUCAUAUGUGUCUGGUCCUAUUACACCAGGCCAAGGACACAUGUCAAGAGGACAGCUGCUUCCAAAUCAGCAGUACUCGGGCUCAUUGACGCACAUGACAGCUAUCAGAGAACAAAUUCCAAGUGAAAGCAGUAGUAGACCAAACUCUUUGCAGAUGAACAAUCCAGCCCUUUCACCAACGAAAUCGGCGUUGGUAAGGCAGCCAUUAUCUCCGCCAGAAGGAAAUCUUUCACCACAAGAAUAUUUUCCUCGUCCACCGGACCAAUUUCGCGGAUCUGGUUACAUUGACAACCAGCAAGGUCAAAAGAGUAUGACAAACACUUUCAGUCAAAUGAACUAUCAACGCAGUCAGUCUAUGGACUUUUUAAGUAGAAACGCUCAAAACGAUCAAAAUAAACUAUUGUCGCAGAGUUAUGAAAUGAAAGAUUUUCCAUCAAAAUUCUCAAGUUCUCAGUCACUUAACCAAAUUUCUCCCAGUCAUACAAGGAAUGGUCCUCCUAUUCCGUCUGCCAGUCAGAUUCGGGAAACACUAGUUAACAGAAAUGCGUCAGCCAAUCAUAUGUAUUCAGGCCAAAGUGCAGCCAAUAGAAAUACAGAAAGAAGGAAUCCACCAGUUCCCCCAGCUCGGAUAGACAGUUGGGAGAAUAUGGACAAACAUUUAAAUGAACAAAGAAUACCUCAUAACCAUGUAUCAAACCAUCCAAUAAACAAUACAUUUCAGCAGUUCUAUGAACAAAGUGAGCCUACUGGACAAAAGCAAAAUGGACAAGUAGUACCAAAUAACCCAAAUAAGAUCGUCAGCCAAAAUGGAUAUUUACCAGGAAGGGAACAAACAAACCAGAUGUUCAACAGUCAGACAAAAGUAUAUCCAAUGAACAACUCUCUACCACAAAGCCAUCACAAUUUCGCAAAUGGAAAUAUACCAAAUCUUCAGUUGAAUCCAACAAAUGUCGGUCCAUUACGUAGGGUAGGGAUAGGAUCGGAUAAGAAAAGUUUUGCCAAAUCCAAUGUGAUUCAAGCAUCCAAAUGUUAAGUUUUCUGUUUUCUGUAUUUUUGUAUUUAUUUAAAUGUCAGAGCCGUAUGAUUAAAGCUAUAUGAAGUUCAUUGAGUAUAUUAUAGACAUUUUUAAUUCAUCGUUAAAUUAUGUACAUUGUUAUUAUUUUCUUAUUCUGUCACGAAUCUCUUGUUUACAUUCAUUAUCUAGACAUCAUGUUGAUGGGUCUUAGAAAUCAUUUCGCUUACCGUGUGCAUUUAGAGUAUAUAUUUCAUUUACUGUAAAUAUUGUACAUUCAGAUAAGCAUUUUCUUGUAUUCAGUUUUGUUAAUUGACACAUGUACAAAAAAAGCUACAACUUGUUUGUAUUUUAUAUAUGUCACCGUUCUGAAUGAGGUUUUUCAGAACAGUUUUGAUUUAGCCACUUGAACAACAGACAUGUCAAAUGUAUGUCUGCAUCAUAUUCACUUGGAGUAUAAGUACCAUUCAGUUGGUAUUUUAUUUUGGGAAUUUUACACAGUGAGCACGGGUUUUUUCAUUUCGUUUUUGAUUCAAAUCCCUCCUCUGCAAGCUUAAGAAUCCCCUACUAAGAGGAAUUAGAAUUAAAAGCAUUUGACGAUUACAUAGCAAGUGUUUAACUAAUAAUUCACUUUGAUCUAACUAAAGAUGACAUUAUUUUGAUUUGAUACACAGUUCACCAGUUAUUUUUUUCACUGAUCAAAUGGAACAAGUUAAGUUUCGAUAAAAUAACUGAUCAAUUUGCCGCAUUUUUUUCACAGCGGCAGUACAUUUCAUGUGUGCUAUUUUAUGAAGAGAAAAUGUAAAUAUUAAAUAUAUAAUUUAUAGAAAUAUACAUUUAUCUAUGUGCUGUAUAGAACAUCGAUUUUCUGAUGUUUUAAUAUUAUAACCAAUUAUUUAUAUGAUUUCCUUUUUUGAGAGGGGAAUUAAAACUAACAUUGAAUAAAA